Aspergillus caelatus is the source of this 1720-nucleotide messenger RNA. RefSeq names its product putative MFS transporter. The record is from RefSeq and is a predicted model, not a curated record. Lineage: Eukaryota; Fungi; Ascomycota; Eurotiomycetes; Eurotiales; Aspergillaceae. Gene Ontology annotation, biological process: transmembrane transport. Gene Ontology annotation, molecular function: transmembrane transporter activity. The coding region runs from base 1 to 1290 and encodes 429 amino acids. Gene Ontology annotation, cellular component: membrane. The transcript is spliced from 5 exons.
AUGGCUACCGAGACGGAAAAUAACCAUAUCGCACGGGAUGACGAAAGCCCGACACCCGAGCCAUCCUUCUACGAUCAGAAGGAUGCUCGCCAGGUUCUGGGCAGAAUAAUUAGUACAAACUUUGCGGUCAUGGUAGCUGGACUGAAUGACGCUGCCACGGGUGUCCUGAUACCCUACAUCCAGCCAACUUACGAGAUAGGUUUGCUGCAAGUCUCAUUCAUAUAUCUCGUUAAUUUUACUGGCUGGCUCUGCGCCUGCUUUGCCAAUAUUCAUGUCUGCUCCAGGCUAGGAACGGGAGGCACGCUACUCCUGGGCGCAACGGUACAAUGCCUCGGGUAUGCACUCAUGUUCUGGCAUCCGCCCUAUCCUCUUUUCAUGGCCGCCUUCUUUUUCACGGGUAUGGGUGUCGCUUUCCAGGAUGCGCAGGCAAACGCGUUCACUAUCACUGUGAAAAACGCUCAUAGAUGGCUGGGCAUACUUCAUGCUGUUUAUGGAUUGGGAACUAUCAUUGCUCCACUGAUUGCUAACACAAUCGCCUCGCGGACGCCAGAAUGGCACCAUUACUACUUGAUCGUGUUCUGUGUGGGCAUUGUGAAUAUCUUGCUCCUCGCUUGGACCUUCAGGCGAGGUCUUUUCCGACCGAAUGUGCAAGAUGCUAAGGAUACCGCUGGCAGUGAAUUGAAAGCUACGCUGGCUAAUCGGUCGGUGUGGAUCCUGAAUGGAUUCUUCUUCCUCUAUGCCGGUGCGGAGGUGGCUUCUGGAGGAUGGAUUGUUCAAUUCAUCAUCUCAGUAAGACAUGGUGACCCGAAGAAAGUAGGUUAUAUCGCCUCCGGGUUUUGGACUGGCUUUACCGUAGGCCGGGUUCUUCUCGCGGACAUCACACACAAAUUUGGUGAGCGCCGAAUGGUCUUUGUCUAUCUCGUGUUGGCGCUGGCGAUGCAGCUUAUGUUCUGGAUCGUCCCGAGUAUCCCCGUAAACGCUGUCGCCGUUUUCCUUUUGGGCUUCUUCAUAGGACCGUUCUACCCUGUUGGACUGUAUGUUCUUACUGAAAUCGUGCCCCAAGAGCUUCAUGUCGGGGCCAUAGGCUUCACUGCGAGUCUAGGGCAAGCUGGUUCGGCCGCUUUUCCCUUUAUGACGGGCGCAAUAGCCUCGAAAGCAGGUGUUCAAGUCUUGCAACCGAUCAUGGUCGGCUUGCUUAUCGGUAUCGGCAUAUUCUGGGCCUUUAUUCCGAAACAGGGAACCAUAAGACUCGAGCAUGACGACGAUGAUAACGGUCGGCUUAUAAACUAAGAUAGUCAGGCGACUUUCUCCUUGAUAUGGCUGAUACAAAUUCGGUUCUGGAUUUUGCCCCUUUGAAAAAAUUCCUGCAUUGAUAGAAUGUUUUGUUAUGACUAGACUGUUCAGAAUUACUCUAUGCCUCGUACGAGAUGGAAGUUCAUGAAGACCGGGGCUACUGAAGUAACGGGACAUGUCACCGCAGUGGUAGUUGAUUCCUCAAGGAGCGGAUUUACCUCUGACCGCUGGGCAAUUCGCAAUAAGGUUUAUAUCCCAUGUCAAUAGCCUGCGUAGCGAAGCUUUUGAACUGUUUGGGGGUCGUGGCCAGAUAUACUCAACCUCGAUGGCUCGCUAUGCCGAGACACACGAUAGAAAUCUAGGCGAUGGUCCCACGUCGCUCGGGCAUUGAUACAACUUGGAGUUACGUAUAAACUAGUACACUAGC